AACAAGUCAAAUAAUAAAAAAUAAAUCAACAAUAAAACAUAAGAACUCGAUAUAAAGAUUUUUUUUUUAAUAAAUACAUUAUUUUUCAUUAUUUGUCUUUGAAUGAUGUGACUAAACUAUAUGCUUUUAAAAAAUUAGGAUAAAAAAAUAUUUAUGAUUUUUUUUUAAUGUUUUAAUUUGUAAACAAAUACAUCAGUAGGCUUCAUGGUCAUAUUAACCUAUUAAUUUUCCUGUAAUUAAAAAGUGCUUAAGGACAUUAUAAAUCUAUUAUGGUGAUAGAUACAGUACCUGUUGGUUUUGGGGAAAAAAUGUAUAAAGUAGGCGAAUUAUGUACUUGGAAAAAAAAAUAUAUAUAUAUACACAUAAAUAUUUAGAUACACAAUACUCUUUUUAAAGAAAAUAAAUAUAUAAGUAAGCUAAUAUAGAGAAAACUUCACCACUAGUGCAAAUAAUAUUUUUUUUUAUAAUAACAAUUACUAUUAUAUUUGUUAUAAGAUCAUGUUUAUUAUAUAGCAGUAUAUCUGGAUGUGUGUAUGUUUAUGAUGUUGUGUCGGCGCGCGCUCUGAAGGCUUUAUGAAAGUGCGUCACGGGAGCGCGCAGUGGCAGGGACGCGCGCGCUCGCGCUCGUGGCCACUCUCAACAGUGAAGCGGUGGCGCGCGUGCCUGCGUCUCACAUACCGGCUCGAGCCGGUAUCAAAAUCUGCCGAGAGAGGCGAGAGAAAAAAAAAAAAAACCGCAAAAAAAUUAAAAUAAAAACCGGAAAAGUGGGGGAAACGCGAGGACCAGCCGGUUAGAUAGGUGAUGCUCGCGCCGCAAACGGCGUCACGUUUAGAUUAGAGCACGCGAGCGAUAAUAUUUUAAGGAUCUCACCGGAGUUGUGGUCUGUUUUAUUGACAGAGAAAUAAGCGCGUGCCCAAGUUGCUCUCCAUUCACAGUUAUAGGAGCUCGUUAACGUUGAGAUGAGGACGUUCAGGUUGCUGAAAGGAAGGUAGCUUGUUGUUGUUGUGUUUUUUUGUUUUGUAUUUUCGAGUGGAAGCACGACCGCCGAAUUUUUUUUCCCACGUUUUGUCCAAUCAUCAUUUUUGGUAAGUAAAGCUUAGCCCAUGUUCAUAAUAUCACGUAAUAGAGGUUGUCAGAGUACUAGCCUACAUGAUCCCAGUUACAUAUUCCAGGGUUGAAUGUAAAGUUAUCAAGCAUUUUUCUGCUCAGAGGAAAAAUCUGUCAAUGGUGUCUCACAUUUGCAUACGAGGAGGAAAUGUGUAACUCUUCACCUUUGUGAGAUUGCUCAACAGAAAGCGCGUGCAUUAGAGAAAAUUUAGUCCUAGAUCUCUAUCAGGAACUUGUUUGUACUGACCGGUUGAAGCCGGUAUAUGAAGGAACGAUAAUGCUUUGAGCACAUCCGCAUGAUGAUGCUGCUGCUGCUGCUGCUGAACCCUGAACCGAUACUGCACCAUUUAGAAUAUUUAUAGUCUGUGUUAGCCACAGGGAGAAAAAACAAAAUACCCCAUACAUUUCUGUCAUUAUUUUAUUCCUUUUAAUGAUUCAAAAACCGGAAGUGAAAAGUUUACAGGAAUAAAACAAUAUUCUCUCAGUUCCUGUAACUAACGGCGGUGUCUGACAUAACUCUGCCCACGCCAUUCGUCUGCGUCAUCAACUCGGUUCGUCAUUAGCCUAUCAGCAACCGACUCGGGGCCGGCUCAUGAAUAUUAAUGAUAUUAAUAAGCGCCGCACAGAACUGAUUUGUGAUUGGCUGAGGUAAGAACGCGUUGCUGAGGCAACCGCCUUGCACCAGGUGUUCUUCGUUUGUCUGGUGUUAAUGAAUAUUGAAAGACGGCGAAAUAACCAUUAUGAUGAUAACCGUUAUGUGUCUGCGUGACGAGGGGACGUGUGACGUAGCACUGUUGGCAAUGAUUCUUAUGAUCAAAGGCGAUACAGAACGGCUUACAGAUGCGGCCAAUAUCUUGGCAUACUGGCUUUUAAUUACUAAUUGUCGUCCAAUCUGCAGCAAUAGUCUACUAAAGAACUUCACGGGCUUAUGUGGGACCUAUAGAAAUCACGUCGCCUUAGGCACUUAGUCCCGUCACCACGAUCAGCUAAAUACCAAAUUUGGGUAUCAGUGUGUGCGUCAUGCACUCUUUCGCACUUUGGUUUAUCUUUCCAGUAGGGAUGUCACGAUACCAAAAAUCUAGUAGUCGGCACUGAUACCACCAAAAGUACACGAUACUCGAUACCAAAGUCCAUACUACGGUGUGGUAUAAAAAUAAAAUAAAAAAAAUUAAAUUAAAAACUCCCCUGGAGGACAGGGUCGGGGGUUCGAUUCCCACCAUGGCCCUGUGUGUGCGGAGUUUGCAUGUUCUCCCCGUGCUGCGGGGGUUUCCUCCGGGUACUCCGGUUUCCUCCCCCAGUCCAAAGACAUGCAUGGUAGGCUGAUCGGCAUGUCCAAAGUGUCCGUAGUGUAUGAAUGGGUGUGUGAAUGUGUGUGUGAUUGUGCCCUGCGAUGGAUUGGCACCCUGUCCAGGGUGUACCCCGCCUUGUGCCCGAUGCUCCCUGGGAUAGGCUCCAGGUUUCCCCGUGACCCUGAAGAGGAUAAGCGACAGGACGUGACGAGUCGACCAUGAUGGGACGGACGCCCACUCUGCAUGGCUGCAUGAAGCCCAACGUCUACCCGCAGGCUCCUGACGGUGGUUGGGGCUGGGUCGUGGCCGUGGCCUUCUUCUUUGUGGAGGUUUUCACCUAUGGCAUCAUCAAGGUCUUCGGAAUCUUCCUGCAGGAUCUCACCAGCAAUUUCGGAGAGACCAACAGCCGGGUGUCCUGGAUCGUCUCCAUCUGUGUCUUCGUCAUGUCCUUCACAGCUCCUCUGUCCUCUGUGCUGAGUAACCGGUUUGGAUUUGGGCCGGUCGUGAUGGUCGGGGGCGUCCUGAUCAGUUUGGGUACCAUCACCACUGCCUUCACCACAUCUAUCACUCAGAUGUACAUCACCGUGGGCCUCAUUACAGGCCUCGGUUACUGCCUCACCUUCCUUCCCACCGUCACCAUCCUCUCGCAGUAUUUCGACAAGCGCAGGUCACUCGUCACGUCAUUCGCCUCCACCGGAGAGUGUUUCUCGCUUUCCGCCUUGGCGCCAGCCUUCAGCGUGUUGAAAAACCAGGUUGGCUGGCGUAACUGCAUGAUUGUUAUAGGGCUCCUACAGGCUUCUGUGAUUGGCUGUGGAGCCCUGCUCAGACCAAUCAUCCUACAGCCUGAAUGUUCUAAGCAGGAAGAGGAACUGGAAGGUCCUCAGUCUCCCCUUAAAACGAGUCCCGAAAACAAAUACGAGCUGGAGAACGAGUUCACGCACACGUCGCUGAACUCUGUCGACUCUGGUGUUCAGUCCAUCUCCUCAGCGGAGCAGAACAUGGCCUCGUCAGAAACCUCAGAAACAGACCUGGAGGAGGUGGAGAGAGGAGAGGGCGAGGGUGAUGAUUGGGUACUGCCUUUCACUCCUCUAAAACAAAAACAGAACGAGGAAAGAAAAAGGAAAUUCCCUGAUCUUUCGCUGCUAAAAGACACCAGCUUCAUUUGCUACUCCCUCUUUGGCCUGUUCGCCACGUUGGGUUUUUUUGCACCGCAGCUCUACGUGAUUGAGCUGAGCGUGCAUUACGGGGUGGAGCGCAACAAGGCCACCUACAUGCUUUCCAUCAUGGCUGCGGCUGAGAUUUUCGGCCGCCUGUCCAUCGGCUGGCUGAUGAACCGCAAACCCAUCCGCAAAAUCUACAUCCUGCUGAUCUGCACGGUGCUGCUGAGCCUGGUGCUCGCACUCUUCCCUGCUGUCUCCUCACAUUUCUGGGCGCUCGCUUCCUGUUGUGCCGUCUGCGGCUUCCUGUUUGGCACGGUCGCCUCCAGCCACAUCCCCAUGCUGGCCGAGGACGACGUGUUGGGUAUGGAAAGGAUGACGAUGGGUGCCGGAGUUUACGUUUUCAUCCAGAGCUUUGCCGGCCUCGCUGGUCCACCGCUCGCAGGCAAGUUGGUAGACGUGACUAAGGAUUACGGCUCAGCGUUUUACUCCAGCGCGGCCGGGGUGUGUGUCGGCGCAUUGUUCCUCUCGCUGGUGCGACCGGCUAAAACUGGUUGGAAUUGCUGCAGGAGGGACAGGAAGUGUGUAAAACAGGAACAGGAAGUUAGGCCAGAUGACUACCUGGAAGUGGACAUAAUUCUGGAGCAGUGAGGCAACAAAGAACACGGCACAUGUCUGAGAUACAAAACACACACAAACAAACACGCACAAAACUUGAACAAUACACCCAAAGACGAACUUUACAGAUACUGAUUCCUUUUUUUUUAUUUGGUGCCUCGUUUUCUCUCCACUUGUAUUUUUUAUGUUUUUUUUGUUUAAACGUUUUUUUUCUCUGACCAAACGAAACCUCAAGCUGGUGAUGCUGCUGUUCUCAUCGACAUAGUCUUGAUUUUACUAUUUUGUGUUGAAGUUGUGCAGAUCUCAGUAAGGGUGAGCUAUAUGUUACAGAGGAUACACUACAUCACCAGUCAGCACUGCUUUAGGCAAUACCAAGUCGCCAACGCUUUUUCCCGUAAUUUAUUCCUCAAAACAUGAGGCAGUAUUUAAAAAGAUUAAUUUCUGUGCAGAACAACGUUUGUUAGCGUUUCUUUUCUACGAAGUAAAAAGCUACUUGUUGCAGUACAUCCUCAUAUUGCUUGCCCCUGCCUCAGCGCUGUAUUAUUUUAUGUAGUUUACACCACGGUUUGUUGUUCUAUUCAUAAUGACGCUAAUUAGAGGGCAAUUAUGCCAAAAUGUCAACAUAAAUUGCUCGAUGAAAAGUAGAAAAUCAUGCAGAGAGUUUAAAAUUAAAAAUACAAAAACGUUCCAGUCUGAAUUGUUCAGUGGCAGAAAGAGGAAUCGGCAGUCCAAUGCAUUUAAAGCUUGACAUGGGAUACAAAUAGGGUGUGGUCAUUAAUAUGAGGUGGAGUUACAUUCAAAUUGCUGUUUCUCAGAAACAGUAAGUGUAUUUUUUUGAUGAUGACCUGAUCACUUGGGGCAAAAAAAAAACAUAGCUGCCAACAGCCAAUCAGCUUUCAGUAGGCAUUUGACAAGGUUUUAUUUUUUUUUUUUUUAAACGAUGAAAAUUCUCCUCAUUUGUUGUCUUAAACCAUAAGAAUUUGCCCUUUUGGAUCAUUUAGCCUUUCCCACUUUCGUUUAAGACUAGUUUUAGGAUUUUUGCCUUAUCUUCCAAGGACUAUGGUGGAUGAAACUCCAUAAUUAUCAAAAGCAUUAUGAGAUUUGAAAACUCUUGUACAGUGGAGCUUAAUGUACUCAAAUAACUGGAACUCAUGAUUGAUUGCAUGGAUUCACACAAAAAAUAAAAAAAUUCGAGGACUAGAUUCAAGAUUCAGGACAAAAUUCUGGGGUGUGGUCAUUCAUGGGGGGUGGGUUUUGUUCAAAUAGCUGUUUCUCAGGAACUAUAAGUCUGAUCAAGCUGAACUUUAGUGUAUCAGUAAUUGGAUUUCUGAUGGUUACUUCAGCUCUCAGCAGGCAUCUGAGAGAGUUGGAACUGAGGUAUUGUAACAAAACUCGAACAAAACUAAUUGAUAUUAAAAAUGUAUAUACUGGAAAGAAAUCAGAGGUUGUCCAUUUUUCUAGAAUACCUUCUCGAUCAAAACACGCUGCAUGACUUCUCAACUUAUGUUGAAUUUAAACGACUCUGUUUGUGUUUUAUUACUGCAGUGUGCGUGUGUGUAGACACACAACACUGCAGGCAUCAUAGGUGAUCUGUCACUUAUAGCUAUUAUAACUGCCACUCUGACCAGGGUAUAAUAUCAUGAUAAAAUGGUGGUCUCCCCACUCGAGGCAUUGUUGAGUUCGUAUCUGAAACGUGGGCCUUCGUCAUUCAUGUCUGAUGUCAUAUGUUUUCUCAAACUUUCCAAGUUAAACUUGUGUGGUGAACAGAAUUACAGGAUUGCCUUCUCUGAGAAGGAACCCUCAGCAGACAGCUGUCUUUGUACCUUCUAAGGAACCUUAGGGGACAGACUUGCUGUCCCAAAGUGCUGCCUACUUUCUGAGUAGUGCACAGCCAGGUGUUCACGCUAACAACAUUGUGCAUGUUGAAUGUGCUAAUAUAUUGUGUAAUUGAUGAUUGAAAAUUUUUUCUUCUUCUACUUCUUCUUCUUCUUAUUAUGCUCCAGGUAGAUCCAGCGACAUGUCUUCCAUGUUGUACAUUUCUUUUUCUUUGUUAUAAAAGUGUAAUAGAUGAAGAAUGAACGUAGCAACAAUGUUGUUUUUUUUUUUUGCUUUUUCAUUUUUAAAAAAAAAUAUUUAAAUCCUGUCACUACCACAACACAAAUCAAAGUCAUUCGUAUUUAUUUUGAUAUUUUUAAUCCGCUUUAUUUAAAUUCAUUAGCAAACUUGAAUAUGUUGCAGGCGAGAAACAAUCGGACUCAUAAAACCUACAAGUGUGUGUAAUAACGUUAGGCCCCACUCUAAUACGGAUUUAACGUGCCCUUCACUUCCUGUCACCAUUUCCCCUUGGCUCUAAGACGAGGGAUCGAGUUACCAUCACUCGAGAUUUUGGAAGUUGUUACCAUGAAGCCAUUACUGCAAUCUGACGCAGAUUCCUUAUUUCAAAAUGGUGACUGAAGCUGUUUAACAGAAGCAAUAAAAUUUCAAACUUCUGUACAGCGGAAGUGAGAGAACUGUUACUUUACUCAGCUAGCUAGUUAACAGGCCUGCUAGUUUGCACCUCAUAUAGUGACAGAGUGUAUAAAUCUCAUGCACAUUGUUUGUAAUGUGCCUUCUGACUGUACGAAGGACACGUUAAAAGCCGUAUUGGUGCAUGGGGAUGUUUAGACUUGAACACACACACACACACACAUUUUAUGACUUGAAUGGCUUUGAUUUAUUGUCUCAGCCAUAAUGUUAUGAUUGCACUGUAUGUUGCUGGUGUUUUCAUUUUUUUUUACAUCACACAUUUACAUCUUAUUUAAUCUUGGUUCCAGAUUUAAAAAAGAAUAAAAGAAAAUUGUGUGCAAUGAAACCAAACCACAAUGUAGUGUUUGCCUCUGAAAUGCUGCAACUGCUGUACUGCAAUUAGACUCAUAUUUACACAAGAAUAAACUCUGUUAUUAAUUUUA
Ictalurus furcatus (blue catfish) is the source of this 7119-nucleotide messenger RNA. It is a transcript of the gene slc16a6b, whose product is annotated as solute carrier family 16 member 6b. Lineage: Eukaryota; Metazoa; Chordata; Actinopteri; Siluriformes; Ictaluridae. The transcript is spliced from 6 exons. Gene Ontology annotation, biological process: transmembrane transport; monocarboxylic acid transport. Gene Ontology annotation, molecular function: monocarboxylic acid transmembrane transporter activity. The coding region runs from base 2615 to 4204 and encodes 529 amino acids. The record is from RefSeq and is a predicted model, not a curated record.